CUUUUAAUAACUACUUACAAAGAAAUCGUUCAUUGACCCUGACGAAAACAUGGCAAUGUUGGCAGAACCACGACGAAAACAGAAAAUUUCUCUUGAUCCUAGAGGAGCCAGCUGGAGUAAUGAUGAUAGUAAGUUCGGCCAAAAGCUCAUGGAAAAGAUGGGAUGGAAGAAAGGCAGAGGUCUAGGAGCAAAAGAAGAUGGAAAAGUGGAACAUAUAACUGCCAGUAUGAAGUUUGACAGCAAAGGUGUUGGCUGCAGCAAGAGCCAUGCUGACAACUGGAUCGCCCACCAGGAUGAUUUCAACAGUCUCCUUGCAAAUUUGAACCAGGAUCACGGAGAGGGUAGCAAGCAACCAGACAAGGUGACCAGCUUAGAGAAUAAUUCAAAGACAUCAAAGGGCAGGCUUCACUAUCAGAAGUUUACCAAAGGAAAAGAUUUGUCAUCAAAGUCAGAGACAGACCUUGACUGUGUCUUCGGCAAGAGGAAAUCCCAGUCUGGCACAAACACGCCACAGCCGGAGUCUGAGUCAAACUCGGACAAUGAGGAAAGAAGACAUGGUAUCCCAACAGUUACCAGCACUGACAAUAUCCAGGACUACUUCAAGAAGAAAAUGGCUGACAGGAUGAAUAAGAUGAAAACAGACACAUUUGAUGAUUCCGCUAACAAUGCAGAGGAUGAAAUAAAUGAAAGGCCGGCGUUUGGUCUUGGAUUUGAUUCUGCUGACAGUAAAGAAGAUGACACUGAAAGACCAGCAUUUGGUCUUGGGUGUGAUAGUGUUGUUGAUGAAGAAACUGUGGUUAAUAAAGGUGGCAAAAAAGAAAAGAAGAAGGGAAAGAAGAGGAAAAUUGAAGAAACUGAUGAGGCUGUUAAUAUCGAAAAAGUUGAAGGUGAUGUGAUUGUAACUGAUGAAGUAGUUAAGUGUGAUGAUGGUGAAGGUUUAGAGACUGUUUCGAAAAGGAAAUUGAAGAAAAUGAGAAGGAAAGCUGAAAGAGAUGCAAAGGCUAGUGAAGAACUUGCCAAUGAAGUGGUAAGGAAAAAGUCUAAAAUAACUAAAUGUAAUGACAGUCAGGAGGAAAAUGCUGUGGUUAAUGCUUCAACUGAGAUAGAUGAUGACACGCAGGCAGUGAAUCAAGGAAUGUCUGCGACUGAAGAUAUAACCAGAGCGAAAAAGAAGAAAUCAAAGAAAAACAAGAAGGAUAAAGUUGAUAACAGCCCUGAGAGCGGAGUGGCAUUUACAGUUGGUGGUGAUGAUGCAGAGGAGGCAGAGAUGGUGACAGAACCACGGAAGAAAAAGGAAGAAGUCAAUAUACAGAUUAAAGAAGCUAGAACUGUGAUUGAAGAAAAUAUGGAAGAAAAGGUUAGCCAUGUUGGUGAAAUACUUGAAGCAACAAAUAAAACUGAAGAAACCAAAAAUGUAAAAACUCAAAGUAAAAGAACUCAGGGAGAGAAAAUUACCUUUAAGAAUAAGGCAAAGAAAAUGAAAAAGAUGGAUAAAAACCAAACUAAAAAAGGGUCAAAUACCUCUAUGGCAAAAAUGAAACUAAAAGAAAAGAAGGAAAAAAUGAGACUGAAAAAAGUGCAAAGUACCCUAAAGAAUAAGGGAAAACAAAUAGAAAAGGGAGAUAAAAAUAAACUAAAAAUAAAAUCAGAAAAAGGGGCACAUGAGCAUGGUCAUUUUCCGGGAUCCAACCUUGGUUUGAUUGUGGGGUAUUCGGGACAAUUGAUGGAAGAAGUGGAAAAACGCCAGAAAAACCCAAGCUUAUGGGACAAAAAGAAAACCAAGGGCACAAAAAAUCUAAAGUCUAAAAAGAGUACCGGUAUGAAAAAUCUAAAGUCUAAGAAAAGUACCGGUAUGAAAAAUCUAAAGUCUAAGAAGAGUACCGGUAUGAAAAAUGUAAAGUCUAAGAAGAGUACCGGUAUAAAAAGUCUAAAGUCUAAGAAGAGUACCGGUAUGAAAAUACUGAAAAGUACCGGGAUAAAAAAUCUGAAGUCUAAGAAAAGUGUGAAAAAUCUGAAGGCUAAGAAAAAUUUGAAAAAUGCGAUGUCUAAACAAAAAGAAUGAAAAAUCAAUGGUCCAAAAGUAUGAAAAGUCUUAAGACUAAGAAUAAAUAAAAAUACUAGGUAAUAGUUGCUGAUUAAGUUGAAUCAAAUGUACUGCUAAAUUUUCCUGGAUGGAUUCUUAUGAUCAGCUAAAAAAGUCUGGGGAAUUUUACAUGUCCUAAUUUGUUACAAGAAUUUUUCAUCAUAUUACUAUAGAGCGUUUGAAAUUCGUGACAGUUUAAUUUUUGCAAUAAUUUCUGAAUUGAUAAUGUCGCGAACUUAAAACCUAGAAGUAUAUGUAAUUUACUUUUACUUUCAGUGGUUUAGAUAAUAGGAAUUAUAAAUCUCCUAAAAUUGGCCAAAAUGAAAAAUUGCAAAAAAAAUGUAAUGCAAAAUUAAAAAAGAUUUUCAAUAUAAAGAUAUAGCUCAUUUUAAGACAAUUUCUAAAAAGAAAACCACUGGGAUCUGUUAAAAUUAUAUAUUUGUGAUGUUGUCUGCUAAAAUGAGUUCUGCAGAGAAAAAGUGGGAUGUCAGUCAUUGAAAUUAGACUUGGAUGAACAAGCCCGAAUUCUCAUACUAUUGCUUGGCAUCAAAUAUUUUAUAAAGCCCUGCUAAAUAAAAUUCAGAAUUUUACCAAGCCAGAAAACAUUUUACCAGUGCAGGGCUUGCAGGCUUAUAUUAAUUUUGACCACUGGGAUGUUCAUUUUUGCAAAAUAUUGUGCCUAGCAAGCAUGCCUUCAAUACAAAUUUUUAGCUGGCCAGAAGAGGUUAUGUCAUGGUGUUGUUAUGUUGUCCGUGCGUCCACAUUUAAACACAAUUUAGGUCAUGAUGGCGUCAUGGGGGUCAAGCCAUAAUGCAUCUAAUGGGUUGGUAGACCUUAAUAAACUCAAAUAAACAAAACAGUAAAGCAUAGUACUCUUAGGCCUCUUGUUAUUUAUUUUUUUGAAAAUUAUGAUCUCUUAACCAAUUUUACACAUUGUUAAGUUUAAUUUCAUUAUCCCAUUGCUUUUUAAAACUAGUUUUUAAAUUAUUUGAUAAUGCUGUAAACUAUAGGACUCAUUUUUGCAGACAAUUUCACAUUUUUAUUUUUAAUUAUCAGGUUUUAACACACCAUAUUGUUGAUGAAUUUAAGUGUUCAGAUGGUUUGUUGCUGUUUGUAUUGUAUUGGCCAUAUUUAUCUUUGUCUACUAGUAAAAUUGAGUGGGAAAUAAUUGUUAAAUUUUAAGCAAUAUAAUGAAUUUUGAUAUUAUUUGUUUUGAAUGAAAUGUUGUAGUAUAAAAUUAAAUAAGAAUAAAUAUACAUUACUUU
Molecule: messenger RNA, 3348 nt
Organism: Mya arenaria
Lineage: Eukaryota; Metazoa; Mollusca; Bivalvia; Myida; Myidae
Product: PIN2/TERF1-interacting telomerase inhibitor 1-like
Exons: 6
Coding region: 50-2062 (670 amino acids)
Biological process (GO): regulation of ribosome biogenesis
Cellular component (GO): nucleolus
Molecular function (GO): nucleic acid binding; telomerase inhibitor activity
Source: RefSeq, a predicted model, not a curated record